AUGGCUUUACCAAAAUCGCAGAACUUCACGACGUCACCAGUGUUCUGGACAAUUUUGAAUGCUUCAUUUCUUCUAAUUUCCCUGCUGUGCCUCGCGGCAUCUUUUCAAUUACGCAAAGACAACCAUGGGACGAGGAACUCGGCCCUGAAACGGGUAUCAACAGCCUAUUCAGUCCAGUUGGACAUCAGGAACAAGCCUGGAAACACAACACUACUGCUUGGCUCAUCUCCCAGUAUUUACCGCCAAGAUCCCAGCCACGCUGUCGAUGUAGCCUGGGAUAGGCUUGGCGAUCUGCGGCUCAUACCGCUGACCGCGGAUGAGGUGAAGGCUAUUGGGAAAGAUCCCAAGGAUGUGGUCAAGUUUCCAGAGAGCUUUGGGCUCGGCCAGGAUGCAUACGCCGGAAGAGUAGACGUCUUCCACCAGAUCCACUGUCUCGAUACUUUGCGGCGAGAAGUGUACUUUGAACAUUAUUACGGCAGUGUGUACCCAGGUGGUUUCAACCAAACAAGUAAAAUGCACAGGUUGCAUACGAGCCACUGCAUCGAGUAUCUGCUCCAAAGGGUCCUCUGCCAGGCCACCAGCGACGUGUACACGCACAUGUGGACUGAUGGAGUUGAACACCCUUUCCCUGACUUCAGCGUGGAUCACAAGUGCCGGGAUUUCGAGUCACUCAAAGAUUGGCAUGAUAAGAAUGCCGUUGACGUGGACAAUUUUGUGAAAUUGAAAGCGCCUCCUGAGGCCAAGGUCCAUCGAAUGUCAAGAGAGUUCAAGGAGCUGCACGGAUGGUUCAAGGACCACGAGGAUACGGGCUCGCACGGCGAUGAGAUCGCAUGA
Messenger RNA from Diaporthe amygdali, 834 nucleotides. RefSeq lists its product as uncharacterized. The record is from RefSeq and is a predicted model, not a curated record. The transcript is spliced from 2 exons. Lineage: Eukaryota; Fungi; Ascomycota; Sordariomycetes; Diaporthales; Diaporthaceae. The coding region runs from base 1 to 834 and encodes 277 amino acids. Gene Ontology annotation, biological process: mycotoxin biosynthetic process.